This is a messenger RNA of Neolamprologus brichardi, 1511 nucleotides long. The record is from RefSeq and is a predicted model, not a curated record. NCBI's taxonomy places the organism in Eukaryota, Metazoa, Chordata, Actinopteri, Cichliformes, Cichlidae.
GCCAACUGUUUUGCCCACCGACAUUAAAUAUAACUGUGGAGUGCCGCUGAGGAUUCGCGUGUAGUUGCUUCGUUGUCCCCGUCCUCGUCUAACAACGCAAAGAAAAGGAAUCCCACAGAAAGCGAGGAGAUGUGUCGGUCCGUCCUAUUCGCCCUGCUUGGCCUGACAGCCGGACUCGUUAUCGGGUUUCCCACCCAGGAAGAGGAAAACAGUGGCGGAAAACACUGGGUGCUUAUUGUGGCUGGCUCCAACGGCUGGUACAACUACAGGCACCAGGCCGAUGUUUGCCAUGCCUACCAGAUUGUCCACAAGAAUGGCAUCCCCGACGAGCAGAUUGUGGUCAUGAUGUACGAUGAUUUGGCUGAAAAUGAACAGAAUCCUACCCCUGGGAUAGUGAUCAAUAGACCAAAUGGUAGUGAUGUGUACAAGGGAGUUCCUAAAGACUACAUCGGGGAAGAUGUUACCCCAGAAAACUUCCUGGCAGUGCUGAAGGGUGAUGCCUCAAAAGUCAAAGGUGGCUCUGGAAAAGUGCUGAAGAGUGGACCCAAUGAUCAUGUGUUUGUUUACUUCACUGAUCACGGAGCACCUGGUAUUCUGGCAUUUCCCGCAGAUGAGCUCCAUGUUGAAGACCUUCAAGCAGCCAUUAAAUACAUGCACGACAACAAGAAAUACAAAAAGAUGGUGUUCUACAUUGAAGCAUGUGAGUCCGGGUCAAUGAUGAACCACCUGCCUGCUGACAUUGAUGUGUAUGCCACCACAGCAGCCAACGCUGAGGAGUCCUCUUAUGCCUGCUACUAUGAUGAGAAACGGGACACCUACCUGGGUGACUGGUACAGCGUGAAUUGGAUGGAGGACUCUGAUGUGGAGGAUCUGAGAAAAGAAACAUUGCUACAGCAGUUUAAGAUUGUGAAGAACCACACAAACACGAGCCACGUCCAGCAGUACGGAAACAAGACUUUGGCCCACAUGAAAGUUAUACAGUUUCAGGGUAAUCACAAAGCAGACAGUCCAGCUCCGAUGAACCUGCCACCAAUUACAAACCUGGAUCUGACCCCAAGCCCUGACGUUCCUCUGGCCAUCCUGAAGAGGAAGAUGAUGGCCUCCAAUGACAUCAGUGUGGCACGGGGCCUGCUCAUGGAGAUCAGUGCCCACCUCAAGAUCAGGGACGUGAUGGCCAACACUAUGCGCAAAGUGGUCGAGAGAGUCGUCGGCAAUACGAUCAAAGCCAAUGACAUGUUAAACAACAGAGCUGACCUCUCCCAGCAUCAGUGCUACAAGGCGGCAGUGAAGCACUUCAAACACAACUGCUUCAACUGGAGCAAACCUGAGGUAGAGCCACACACUAUGAGUCUUUCAGCUCCUCUUUAACAGACCCGGGACAUCCCAUUGCAUUUUACAGAGUGUCUGUGAUUCAUAUAAAGCCAUUAAAAAAUGAGUCACCAUUGUGGCCACAUUUCAAGCUUACAGUAGAAUCUCGUUCUCAUGCCUAGACUCUGGUUCUCCUUGUAAAG